This is a messenger RNA of Abrus precatorius (Indian licorice), 3145 nucleotides long. RefSeq lists its product as uncharacterized. The transcript has a single exon. NCBI's taxonomy places the organism in Eukaryota, Viridiplantae, Streptophyta, Magnoliopsida, Fabales, Fabaceae. The record is from RefSeq and is a predicted model, not a curated record. The coding region runs from base 676 to 2487 and encodes 603 amino acids. Gene Ontology annotation, biological process: positive regulation of growth.
CAGUUCACUUUCUAAAAUUCUGCUACCCUUUUUUGAAAGCCAGACACCCAUCAUCAAACAAAGUCUCAAACUUCUAAAACAACACCUCUCCAUCUCUUGCAGGCCCCAACACACUUUUCUCUCUCUCUCUCUCUCUUGCCAUUGCCAUUGCUAUUGCUAUUGCAGCUUACUCAAUUACACCCAUCAUCCUCCCUCUUCCCACGCCUGCUACUGCUACUGCUCAAUUUUGUGGCGCAUGCUAAACCUUCAUCUUCUCAUCAUGCCAACAACUACCUUUCUCUGUGCCACUGUUUUAACUUUCUUGGGCACUCUCUGACUCCUCCACUAUCCCUUCCAUUUAUAUCAUUUUCUUCCCCUUGUUUACAACCAUAUCCAUCAAACAAUUCAUGUAAAGUUUCCAACUUUCACAACCUCUUGCCUUCUUCCCCUUCUCCACCUGCAUGGGUCUUUCUCCAAUUUCCCUCACAAAGCUUCUUAUGAAUUUUCACUGUUCUGGGUUGUUCUAGGUUUCCCAAAGGCCUCAGCUUUGGGGCUAUAAAAGUUUCAUUUUGAAGAAAUGAUUGCAUAUUUUUGCCUGUUUUUUGAAAAUUCUUAAAAAAUAAGCUAUUAUUUUUGCUUUUUGGCACACCCCAUUUUGAAUCUGCAGCUGAUUUUUGAAGGAGUGUGGCUGCAGCUAUGGUUGCAGAAGCUUGGAUUGUAAAGAUGGGUAACCAGGUAAGUUCCAAUCUGAAGCAUGCCCUUCUUCUUGAAACAUUGACAAAGAGAAAACAGAACCACAAGAGGUCAGAGAGCAAAGAAAUGAUAGGUAUUCUUUCUUUUGAAGUGGCAAAUGUGAUGUCCAAAACUGUGCACCUUCACAAGUCACUGUCAGAGUCUGAGAUCUCAAAGCUGAGAAAUGAGAUCUUGGGCUCAGAGGGUGUUAGGAAUUUGGUUUCCUCUGACGAGGCCUAUCUUCUUGAGCUUGCUUUGGCUGAGAAGCUUGAGGAGUUGAACAGGGUUGCUAGUGUGGUUUCUAGGUUGGGGAAGAAGUGUUCUGAGCCUGCCUUGCAAGGGUUUGAGCAUGUGUAUGGGGACAUUGUUGGUGGGGUUAUAGAUGUCAAGGAAUUGGGGUUCUUAGUUAAGCAUAUGGAGGGAAUGGUGAGGAAAAUGGAUAGGUAUGUUAAUGUUACCAGGAAUUUGUACAGUGAAAUGGAGGUGUUAAAUGAGUUGGAGCAAGCAGUGAAGAAGUUUCAGCACAAUCAGCAUGAGGAGAGUAGGAGGGCGUUUGAGCAGAAACUCAUGUGGCAGAAGCAAGAUGUGAGGCAUCUUAAGGAUAUUUCCCUUUGGAAUCAGACCUAUGAUAAGGUUGUUGAGUUGUUGGCUAGGACUGUUUGUACCAUUUAUGCUCGGAUUUCUGCGAUCUUUGGCGAAUCUGCUUUGAGGAAGAGUGCCCUUGGGCUUGGUGGGGGCUCACCGGCUAUGCAAAACGAAUGCGGGUUUGUGUCUGGCCAUAUCAAUGUUCAGACGAGUUCUGAGAGGUUGAAACGCAAUCAGAGCAAGAGAAAUGGAUCUCAUUCGGGUUCAGUCGGGAGAAUGGCUGCAGUGGAGAGGAAGGGAACUACUAGUAAGCCUCAGAUAGAUAUGAGAAGAGGUGAGUUAGCGUCUCUUCGACCUGAAGAUUUUGGUUUUCCAUGUGGAACUAGUCCGGGGAGACUUUUUAUGGAAUGCCUAAGUUUGAGUAGCUCAGUUUCAAAAUUUGAUGAUGUCGAUGAUGGUUAUGUUAUCAAUCGGGAGGACCAAUACAGUAGCUGUCGCAGUGUCGGGAUAGGGAAUAAUAGCAUGAAAAAGGAGCACGUGUGCCAUUCUGGUGUUCUAAGUCAUGCCCAAAGUGUUGUUCCUUUCACUGGUGAUCUAAGACAAGCCAAAUCUGGUGUACAAAGUUGCUCUACGUUUGGUCCCAGAAGUUGGUUAGCUGUUUAUGCUCCUCCUUCCACUCUUGGAGGGUCUGCUCUAGCAUUGCACUAUGCUAAUGUCAUAAUUGUCAUUGAGAAGCUGCUUCGCUACCCGCAUUUAGUUGGUGAGGAAGCAAGGGAUGAUCUAUAUCAGAUGCUACCUACGAGCUUAAGGUUAUCUCUUAAGGCCAAACUGAAGUCCUAUGUCAAGAAUUUGGCCAUAUAUGAUGCCCCUCUUGCCCAUGACUGGAAGGAGAAUCUUGAUGGGAUACUCAGGUGGCUUGCCCUACUUGCCCAUAACAUGAUCAGAUGGCAAAGUGAGCGCAAUUUUGAGCAACACCAAAUUGUUAGCCGGUCAAAUGUUCUGCUACUUCAGACAUUAUUCUUUGCUGACAGGGAAAAGACUGAGGAAUCAAUCAGUGAGCUUCUUGUUGGGUUGAAUUACAUAUGUCGUUAUGAACACCAACAAAAUGCCCUACUGGAUUGUGCAAGCAGUUUUGAUUUUGAAGAUUGCAUGGAGUGGCAAUUGCAAUGUGGUGCUUCUUUUCUCAAUUGAAUACCUUUUAAAUUUUGAAAUCUUCAAUAUGGUGGUGACCAUUUUCUUGAUUUAUAAAAUAUCUUGUGAGGGUAUCAUCUCAACACAAUGUGGAAUUCUGAACUUUGGACGUUGACGAUUAAUAUUGUCAAUGACUCUCAAAGUAUAAUUAUAUUUGUUUACAAUUUGACUUGUGCAGUGCAUAAGCAGUCAUAUUUAUAAAGGGGCAUAAAAGUUCAGGCUGAACUUGUAAAUAUGUUUAUGUACAGAUUGCUUAUUGCAUAGAGUAUGCUUUGUUAGAAUUGUUGUCAUGAAUAGCACAUAAACUUGUAUUGGUAUCUUAAUCUUGAAGCUGGUGUUGAUUUAUUGGUGCAUGUAUUUUUAUUCUAGUUUUGUACAAGUCAUAAGGUCUAGUUUUCUUGCCUGUAAGAUACUUCUCCAUUAAACUUGUCUAGGUGAUUCAUAGUGCCUAUUCAAAGAAUGAGUGCAUACUGUGAAUUAUAAACUGUUAUCUCUUGCUAAGAAGUAAGGGACUUUACGAUUAUGUUGUUUGAAUUUUGCAGAUAGUACUUCUAAAAGGCAAGCAUUGUACAUGGAUGCUGUCUGUCUAUUGGUUAUCAAUCUAUUAAAGAUGCUUGUUCCUGAUUUAGACUCUUAAAUUAAAUCACAAGUAUUGGAU